Molecule: messenger RNA, 3327 nt
Organism: Venustampulla echinocandica
Lineage: Eukaryota; Fungi; Ascomycota; Leotiomycetes; Helotiales; Pleuroascaceae
Exons: 6
Coding region: 1-3327 (1108 amino acids)
Molecular function (GO): protein binding
Source: RefSeq, a predicted model, not a curated record
AUGGCGGAUAUAAGACGAUUUGGCUUUACCUUGCUAUCAAAAGGGGAAGAUUCUGGAGGACCAGGAGGACCGUCUGCGACCAUUAUCUUUGUCCAUGGGCUUGGGGGACAUCCUAGAUCCACUUGGGCCAUUCCCGUAGAGCACCACCGCAGCAAGAUUAGCGGACUCGACCUUGGGAAGAUGCUCUCCUCGUUACGUCUCAAACAAGUUGAGUCCAAGGUUGAAACGAAGAGUGAAAAUCCAAGGGAAGCUAGUAAUCUACCAAUAUUCUGGCCGGAGGACUUUUUGUCACAGUCAGUACCGAAUGCGACAAUUAUGACGUACGGUUACGAUGCAGAUGCCAUCGGCGACUUCUUCGCGCGUGAUGGAAGAAGUAAAAACACCAUCUCGCAGCAUGGGCAAGACCUGAUGGUCAAAUUAGGGUUUCAUAUUUCCGGUGAAGUAUUGCAGUCGAAGUGUUAUACCAAUGAAAAUAGUCCAGAAUUCCUGACAUAUACUAGAACCCGAUCAUCUUCAUUGCUCACAGCUUGGGCGGGAUCAUUGUCAAAGAUGGCCAAAUCUAGCGACAAAGAGAUAUUUACUUCAAUCCAUAAGCGAACGCAUUGUGUCAUUUUCCUAGGAACGCCUCAUCGUGGUAGCGGAACUGCCGAAUUCGGAAGGACCUUGGCAAAUAUUGCAGCUGCGUCGCUGAAAGAUUUCAAUGUCAAUCUUUUACGUUCCUUGAGUGUCGAUAGCGAGGUUCUUUCGAACAUACACGCCGAAUUCGUGAGGAUGUUGAAUGCAGAAGAUUUCUUUGUGCAUUCUUUCCAAGAAGGACAUGGGUACACGAGUUGGAAGGGUAUAAAUGGAAAGGAACCUAAUUUGGCAGCGAAGGUAGUAAAUGAUUUCUCAUCAAUGUUUGACAAUUACAAGCACCAAAUUAUCGAGACCAUUGCAGCGAACCAUAUUCAGAUGACUCAAUUUGCGAGCCGGAAAGACGAGGGCUAUAGACAAGUUUUGCAGGCUGUGCUCUAUUAUAUCAGCUUGAUCCCACAGAAUGGACGUCCUCUUAAUUCCCUCUCAUAUACUAUUCCGGCCGGUCAUUUCAUGGUACCAUUUUCAGAAAAUCCUGAAUUUGUGAUCCGUCCUUCUUAUAUAGAGCAAUUGGAAAGCGGUUUACAUGGAAAAAACCAACACUCCCGACUUGCAUUAGUAGGUCUUAGUGGGAUUGGCAAGUCACAGAUAGCCUUGCAUUACGCCUAUAAGCACAAACGAAAGUCUCCAGAAACGUCCAUAUUCUGGGUUCGUGCCAGCAACUUAGCAAAGUUUAAGGAGGACUACCGGAAAAUCGCCACAACCGUUAACCUACCAGAAAGCAAAGAUCCGAACUCGAACAUACUACAGGUCGUGGAGACUUGGUUGAGCAGUAAGGAUUGUGGUAAUUGGAUAAUGAUUAUUGACAGUGCUGACGAUUCUAACCUUUUUUUCCCUGGAGAUAUAAACAAAUUUUCGACUUUGGAUGACGUUACGCUACAGGAUAAGCCGCUUUUUGCGUAUAUUCCGCAGAAUUCCAACGGCUCCGUCAUCUUCACAGCUAAUGAUCGUCGUGCCGGCAUACGGCUUACUGGCAAUCAAAUUCUUAUUACUGUUGAGAAGAUGACUCCUUCAGAAGAGUUGAAGUUAGUAAGGAGCAAGCUAGGCAUCGACAAUGCCAUAAUUGAAGAUAUGGCUGAGUUUCUGGAGGAAAUGGCACACCUGCCUCUCGCCAUUGUCCAAGCUGCAGCUUUCAUUCGGGAGAAUUCGAUCACUAUCUCUAAUUUUCUUCGAAUAUACCGCCACAGCGAUAUCAACCAGUACAAACUCUUGGGUCGCGAGUUCAUUGAUCUGGGACGGGAUUUGGAACGACCUAGUGCUAUUUUGACAAUCGUGCUGGCAUCUCUUAAUCGGAUGAAGGAGAAAACCCCCCAAGCGGCAGCGUUAAUAUCAUUGGUGAGCUUUAUGGAUUGGCAGAACAUUCCAGUAUCGCUUAUCUAUUCGGAAAAUGAGAGCCUUUUGGAAUUUGAAGAGGCCCUCGGGACACUGAAACGGUUUUCAUUCAUUACAGCACACCGUGGAAACCGGUUCUUUGAGAUACAUCGUCUUGUACACUUGGCAACACGCAAAUGGGUGAUUGAUCAUGGCGAAAAAGAAAUAUGGGCAAAAGAGGCAUUGCGGUUAAUGUCAGAGCGCUUCCCGAAAGGAGAGAAGGAGGACUGGAGGACGUGUGCUGAAUAUUCUCAACACGCAGAGGCCACUCUAAAGCUUAGCCUUAGCCAUCAGACAGAUGACAAGACAGAUGCUCUCCGUCGAUCGAGCCUCCUUUACCAUCUGUCAUGGUUUCUUUGGUAUCAAGGAGACUUCUCCAAAGCAAGGGAACAUGCCGAAGAAGCUUAUGAGCUGAGCAGACGAUUUAUCGGGCUAGAAAACGUACAGACCCUGGACAGCCUCAGCAUGUUAGCUACAAUUUCUCGGUCCCAGGGAAAUUACACAGAGGCAGAGCAGAUGAGCCGACAAGAACUCACACUUUGUGAAAAAAUACUAGGAAAGUCAGAUCAACGGACAGUGAUCAGUCUUGGCAAUCUCGCAUCUUCGCUUCUGAAGCUAGGGAAAUAUCAUGAUGCAGAAGAAAGAUGUCUUCAGGCUCUGGCAGUCUAUGAACAAUCUGUUCGCAAGGAAGAAGUUCGAACGGAAGACCCUACUAUGUUGACCACGAUCGCUAUCUUGGCAUCAGCACUUGUGUUUCAAGAAAAGUACGAAGAAGCAGAAGAGCCCAGCCGAAGGGCUCUGCGAGGAUACGAAAAAGUACAUGAAAAGGGCCAUCGUCACAUAAUGACUGCUAUGGGCACCUUAACAUCCGUACUUGUAGGACGAAAGAAAUAUUCCGACGCAGAGCAGUUGAGCCGAGAGGUUGUGGAAAUCGGUAUAGCGGAGUUCGGGGAAGACAAUCCAGACACCUUGUCCAGCAUGAUCAAUCUAGCUGUAGUGCUUCGACAUCAAGAGAAGUACGGGGAGGCCGAAAAAUGCUGUCGGACAGCUCUAAAUGGACUCGAAGGAAAGCUUGGUCUAAAUCAUCCUCACACGCUGACCUGUGUCUUUCAUCUAGCCUUGAUACUUCACGGUCGAAAGGACUAUGAAGAAUCAGAGGCCUUAUGCUGGCGGACAUUGAAAGGGAGAGUGGAAAUCUUGGGGAACGACCAUCCUGCUACUAUAAAGUGCUUAAAGAAAUUACUAGAGGUUUUACGAGAUCAGGGGAGAUGCGGUGAAGCAGAGGAAGCAAAGCGACAAUUUGAGGAGGGGGAACUGAUCUAA